UAGCCACUAGUAUUUAUGACUAAAUGUAAAUGCUCGUCCGUACGUACUACGUCCGGUGGCGUAAGUGUCCCGCUGGUGCUUGCCGGAGAGCCAACUUACAGCUGCAGUGUGCCGGGUAGGCUGACCUUCUGCAUAACCUCUGCUUGCAUCCUUGUAUUGCUUGAUUCCGGCUUUGUAAUGGCUGGUGCACACGAGUCGCAGUUUCAAGGUUUCUCUAAAUACUUCAACACUGUUACCAAAACGGGCCGCGCCAACAUUGCCAAGAGCACGUACUUGGUACUGGGAACCGUAGGUUUUCUUUUUUGGGCGAAGAAAAAGGCCAGUGGUGGAUCUGCGAAGUAGAUGCCUUAGGACAAGCCACAAGGAAGGGUGCGGGACGUCGGGCCCCCCUCGCUGCCAUUGUUCACGCGAGCAUGCGUGUUCAACCAUAUGUGCAUCAGAGGCUGCCGUAUGUUUAUUGACUUAGUGUCAACCAGAAAGUGAAAAAAAAAUUACAUAAGCAAUGGCAGCUGGUAAACAACAUGCAUUGCUGUACUGAAUAAAAUUGAGUAUCAUGAUGUUGCUGGCUCUGUA
Rhipicephalus microplus (southern cattle tick) is the source of this 573-nucleotide messenger RNA. RefSeq lists its product as uncharacterized. The record is from RefSeq and is a predicted model, not a curated record. NCBI's taxonomy places the organism in Eukaryota, Metazoa, Arthropoda, Arachnida, Ixodida, Ixodidae.